AUGCCUUCCACGACCGCCGAGACGCUCAAUCUCGUCACCCGCAAUGUCUCGGUCGCGCCCCUCGUCCUCCUCUCUGCCGUAGAUCAUUACAACCGGGGCGAGACGAGCAAGACGAGGAACAAGCGUGUGGUCGGUGUGCUGUUGGGUUCCAAUGAUGGCAAGAAUGUGCGGGUAUCAAACAGCUUCGCUGUGCCGUUCGAGGAAGACGAGAAGGACCCCUCCGUCUGGUUUUUGGAUCACAACUACGUCGAGUCGAUGAACGAGAUGUUCAAGAAGGUCAACGCGAGGGAAAAGCUAAUAGGCUGGUACCACUCGGGCCCCAAGCUGAGGGCAUCCGACCUCGAGAUCAACGAGCUGUUCAAGCGCUACACGCCGAACCCUCUGCUUGUCAUUAUCGAUGUCCAGCCGAAGGAGGCCGGCGUGCCCACGGAUGCUUACUUUGCGGUCGAGGAGAUCAAGGACGACGGCACGACGACAUCCAAGACCUUUGUCCACACCCCAUCCAUAAUCGAGGCCGAGGAGGCCGAGGAGAUCGGCGUCGAGCACCUGCUGCGCGACAUCCGCGACGUGGCCGUCGGCACCCUCUCCACCAGGGUCACCAACCAGCUGCAGUCGCUGCAGGGCCUGCACCUGCGCCUGCGCGACAUCCAGGCCUACCUGCAAAAGGUGCUCGACGGCCAGCUGCCCGUCAACCACGCCAUCCUGGGCAACCUGCAGGACGUCUUCAACCUGCUGCCCAACCUCUCGACGCCCACCGGCAGCAAGUCGUCGGCGGCGGGCGAGGGCGGCGGCGAGCUGGCGCACGCCAUGAGCAUCAAGACCAACGACCAGCUCAUGGCCAUCUACCUGAGCAGCCUGAUCCGCGCCAUCACGGCCUUCCACGACCUCAUCGAGAACAAGAUCCAGAACAGGCAGCAGCAGGAGGAGAAGGAGGCGGCCAAGAAGGACGGCGAGACGGCGGCCAAGGACGGCGACAAGAAGGACGGCGAGAAGAAGGAUGGCGGCGACAAGACUGUCAACGGCGUCAACGGGGAGCCUGCCAAGGAGGGCGGGGACAAGGAGAAGAAGGAGAAGAAGUAA
Messenger RNA from Thyridium curvatum, 1080 nucleotides. RefSeq lists its product as uncharacterized. The record is from RefSeq and is a predicted model, not a curated record. Lineage: Eukaryota; Fungi; Ascomycota; Sordariomycetes; Thyridiales; Thyridiaceae. The transcript has 3 exons. Gene Ontology annotation, molecular function: metallopeptidase activity; protein binding. Gene Ontology annotation, biological process: proteasome-mediated ubiquitin-dependent protein catabolic process. The coding region runs from base 1 to 1080 and encodes 359 amino acids. Gene Ontology annotation, cellular component: proteasome regulatory particle; proteasome complex.